AUGAACGCCUGGGAUGUUGACUUGGAGGAUCUUGAAUCGUCCUUCGUUUUGAAAUCUCGACCGAAUUCCCAAGAUACUUUAGCCUUACCCGGAAAACGUGUAUACGAGAGUGAACCUGUACGGUCUGACGUGAAGCGUACAAAGAAAGAAGGACCUAAAUUCGAAACAUACGUGCUUAAUUCUGGUGAAGGAUGUCUUCAUGAAGUCGUUUAUCCUGCUGGACAGUCACUGAAACCGCUUGUUCCUAUUACUGAGCCGGCCAGACAGUAUCCAUUCACGCUGGAUUCGUUCCAACGCGAAGCAGUUACAUGCAUCGAGAAUGGCCAGUCAGUCCUCGUGGCAGCCCACACGUCGGCCGGAAAAACUGUCGUUGCUGAUGUUGGAUUGGUUUUCCUGAGCGCGACCAUUCCGAACGCUCGUCAGUUUGCGGAGUGGAUUGUGUUCCUUCAUAAACAGCCCUGUCAUGUCGUAUACACCGAGUACCGACCAGUACCGUUGCAACACUAUCUGUUUCCUUGCGGUGGAGAUGGGAUUCAUUUAGUGGUCAAUCAGAAACGUGAGUUUCUCGAGCCGAACUUCCAGACUGCGAUGAGCGCCUUGUACAAAGCUGCUGGUAAUGCAGCGAGCGACACACAGAUGCGGGGCCGCCGGGGUGGAUCAAUACGUUCCAAACCUUAUUGUGCGAAAUUGGUCAAGUUAGUGAUGGAUCAAAAUCUGGAACCGUUGAUCGUAUUCUCCUUCAGCAAAGUAGACUGCGAGUUCUAUGCGACUCAGAUGAACAAAAUGGAUUUUAACACAGAUAAAGAAAAAGCUGCAGUUGAUUUGAUUUUCAAAAACGCCAUCGAUAGUCUAUCCGCGGAAGACAAGCGGCUUCCACAGGUACAGAUUUUGCUCCCCGUACUUCGUCGAGGCGUAGGCAUUCAUCACGGCGGACUGUUGCCCAUUCUGAAAGAAAUCGUAGAAAUUUUAUUUGCUGAAGGCUUAAUUAAGGUCCUUUAUGCUACUGAAACGUUUGCAAUGGGACUGAAUAUGCCAGCACGCACUGUGUUGUUCACGGCUACACGAAAAUUCGAUGGACAGUCGUUCCGUUUGGUGUCAUCCGGUGAAUAUAUCCAGAUGUCUGGUCGCGCCGGUCGCCGGGGUAAAGAUGAUCGAGGCACAGUGAUCCUCAUGUUAGACGAUCAGAUCUCUGCUACGGAAGUUCGUCAACUGUUGUCUGGACAGCCUGAUCGUCUAGACUCAGCGUUCUAUCUUACCAAUACUAUGGUGCUUAAUUUGCUCCGUGUCGAAGAUAUCAAUCCAGAAUUAAUGUUGGAGAAAAGUUUUCUGCAAUUCCAAACUAAAUCUUCGGCACCCCCGUUGAACAAACGCAUCAAAGCUUUGGAGGCUGAAAUUAAAGCAAUUCAAUUUCCCGUUGAUGUCGAUUUGGACAAGUUGAGUUCUCUGGUUCAGCUGAAAGAUGCCAAGUUAUCUGCAGAACGUGAACGAUGGUCCAUUGUACUCAAAGCCAAGUCGGUUAUUCCAUUCUUACAAACGGGUCGAGUGCUACGGGUGCACACAGUAGACGAUAUCGACUUUGGCUGGGCAGUCCUCCUACACGUAGAGCAACCGCAGACUGCGCCAAUCCGCGGACAGAAAUCGGAAUCCUCUGGCACUUUGUUGCUGCAUUGUCUGCUCGAGACUCUGCCGUUAGGCGCUGCGCUCGAUCACGACAACGAAGGCAUGCCGGGACAGCGUAACACUAAACCAGCAUCAGUCCCACUGUCCAUGGUCGAACCAGCACAAUCAGAAUUCUUUGCGCCUGAUUUGGAUGAUAAAACCUUGGGGUCAGAAAAGCGUACCACUGUCCAAGUGGUCUCUGUUCCUCUGUCUUGUGUGGCCGAACUGUCCAGUGUUUGCCUCAAAGUGCGCAGUGUGUUAACCGACUCUAGUGGUGGUUUUCAGGCGGGUAAAAGUGCCGACCUAAUGCGUCGGGUUUCUCAUCUAUCCGAGUCUAUUCGCCGUCAUCUUUGGGAAGGGAUCAAUCGAGCGCGUGAUCAGUUAGACGGUGUGUUGCCAUUGCUCGAUCCACUCAAGGAUAUGCGCAUUGCUGACCCAAAGUUGAAACAACUGAUGGAGAUGACGCACAUGUUGGAUGCCCGGAUUGCUCUAAACCCCAUUUCCAAGCGAACCGAUGUGGAUAGCCUGAUGGACUUGUUCGCACACAAGGCUACUAAGUUGCACGAACUGAAAGUUUUGCAAAAACACUUGGAAAGCCAAGAUAGUCUGGUUCAGUUGGAUGAACUGCAUGCGCGCAAACGUCUAUUGAGACGUCUUGGCUUCUGUCAAGAGGACGAUGUGAUCGCAUUCAAGGGUCGAGUCGCGUGUGAGAUCUCAUCCGGUGACGAACUGAUGCUUACCGAGCUCAUGUUGGACGGCCUGUUCUCCAAUUUGACCGCUGCACAACUGGCUGGGGUUCUGUCUUGCUUUGUUGUGGAGCGCAAUGCGGGCAAGGCUGACAAACUCAUUCUGCAGCCGGACAUGGAUAACGCAUUGAAACAAAUUCAAACAAAGGCCCGGUUCUUAGCGCGCGCUGCAGCGGAGUGUCGUGUUGGUGCAUCUCGAACACAAAAAGAAGAAUCCGACAUCAAGAGGACCGCGAUUCCAGAAGCUGGCGCACUGUUAAACAAUCGUGUCGGUAUAUUAGACGAUGAGCAAGCUUAUGUGGACCGUUUUUCCGGUGAAUUAAUGGAAGUUGUUCGAGCAUGGGCCGAAGGAGUUAGUUUUGCACGUCUUUGUGAACUGACUCAUGUAUUUGAGGGCAGUGUGAUCCGAUGCAUGCGCCGACUGGAAGAACUUCUACGUCAGAUGCACGACGCGGCCAAGGUCGCCGGAAAUUCAGAACUAGAGAAUAAAUUCGUGCAAGCCAUGGUCAUGAUCAAACGGGAUAUUGUUUUCGCAGCCAGUUUAUAUUUGUGA
Messenger RNA from Echinostoma caproni, 2958 nucleotides. Lineage: Eukaryota; Metazoa; Platyhelminthes; Trematoda; Plagiorchiida; Echinostomatidae. The record is from the annotation of a GenBank genome assembly.